This is a messenger RNA of Naegleria fowleri, 846 nucleotides long. RefSeq lists its product as uncharacterized. NCBI's taxonomy places the organism in Eukaryota, Heterolobosea, Eutetramitea, Acrasida, Naegleriidae. The record is from RefSeq and is a predicted model, not a curated record. Bases 1 to 846 code for a protein of 281 amino acids. The transcript has a single exon.
AUGGGUUCCAGUGUAAGCUCCUUCUCCUCUCCCUUAUUAACAACCAACAGGAAAAUUCAUCAUGGAAUUGCAAUUCGCCAGGACUCGCAACCGUAUAACGAACCAACCAUGUUUCAUCAGGCAGAUGCCAAAAGUUCAAUCCUUGGGAACACUCUCGUCCAACGAUCGGGAUCAAGGACGAAACAAAUCCCUCUCUCGAAUGUCCACAAGACCUCUUCGUUUUCUGAGUACUUGCAAAAAAGAGUGAUCCCUGAAAAGGAGCAACAAUUCAAUCACGACAUUCACUCUCCUGUUGUCGACAGUGAUUCUGAUUCAGAACCAAUCAACCACAGUCCACCCUCUCCCAAUACCUCCAAUCACCUGAAAUACAUGACUCAAAGAAAAUCUUCUCCCUCAACGUUUUCUUGGUCUCCUGAAUCUUCGAAUGGAUUCGAUUGGAACACUCAUUCUCCCCAAAGACAACGUUCAUUCCCAUUCCUACAACAACCAUUCACCAUUAAAACGAAAAAGAAUACAUCCUCUCUUGUUCACACUCAAUCCUCCAAAUAUGACAUUCAACAAAGAGGUCCAAAUAAUAAUAAUGAAAGAAAAUUCCUCUCCCAAACAAAAAGAUCAGUUCCCAAUCAAAAGAGCCAUCAAGAAGAAGACGACGAAAAUGAUCAACUCAUCUCACAAUUUAUUGACAGUUUUCGAUUGAGAAAGGCUAAAAACAUCACUCCCAAAACAAACGAUCUUUCUCCGCACCCACUCCACAAGAGACUCUCUUUCAAGUAUUUAUUACAAAACUCGAGUAGUGAUCGAAGAGAAGAAUUUUUCAUUGUGGUGACUCCUCCUUUAUUUCCUUAA